CCUGUCAAAAUCUCGUUGCAGAGCAUGUCAGUUCCUGCUGGAAGUUGCUCUCCGAAGUUAGCGUCUUUGCACCUGGUGGUGGCAUAACUGCAAGCUAACCAUGGCAGGAAAGAGGGCAUUAGUUAUCCUGUCCAAAGGUGCAGAGGAGAUGGAAACUGUAAUUCCGGUGGACAUCAUGCGCAGAGCCGGGAUUGCAGUGACGGUUGCAGGACUGACGGGCAAAGAGCCAGUCCAGUGCAGCAGAAACGUCGUCAUCUGUCCUGAUGCCAGUCUGGAGGAGGCCAGCAAACAGGGCCCUUAUGAUGUGGUGCUUCUGCCAGGAGGAAUGCCAGGGGCUCAGAAUCUGGCCGAGUCUCCUGCUGUGAAGGAGGUGCUGAAGGAUCAAGAUGGCAGAAAAGGCCUGAUUGCAGCCAUCUGUGCAGGUCCCACCGCUCUUCUGGCGCAUGGCAUCGGCUUCGGCAGCACAGUCACUACACAUCCUGCCAUGAAGGAGAAGAUGAUGGCUGGAGACCACUAUAAAUAUUCAGAAGCUCGAGUACAGAAGGAUGGACAUUACAUCACCAGCCGUGGGCCAGGAACCAGUUUCGAGUUCGCCCUGACAAUCGUAGAGGAACUUAUGGGGGCUGAGGUUGCAGCUCAAGUCAAGGCUCCUCUCAUUAUGAAAGACUGAAUGUAGCUGUGCUCACUUACAUCCUGCAAGCAGCACCGCCCGCUAUACAAGCCUGGUACUACCGAGACAGCCUAUCUAAUGGAGCUGGCACAAAGAGUCAAAGUCACUAGUGACAAAUCAUUCUCCCCAGGGGAUAUAAGGAUGUUUCUGUUCUGACAGGUUAUCAUCCUCCUUUGUCUUCCCUAGUUAGCAAUGAAAGGCACCCUGUGUUAUUUAACACUGAAGUACAAUAACGAUAAUCACUGGCUUUCCAAAUGAGAUGAAAUUGAUUUUGUUUCAUUGUAGUUUUUCCACAGAUUGCUUGCCCAUUGUCUGACUGCUUCUAUUGUUUCACUUACCAUUAAAAACCUUAAUGUGACAAA
Lates calcarifer (barramundi perch) is the source of this 1032-nucleotide messenger RNA. RefSeq names its product parkinson protein 7 (gene park7). Gene Ontology annotation, molecular function: protein deglycase activity. Bases 101 to 670 code for a protein of 189 amino acids. NCBI's taxonomy places the organism in Eukaryota, Metazoa, Chordata, Actinopteri, Centropomidae. Gene Ontology annotation, biological process: protein deglycation, glyoxal removal; guanine deglycation, glyoxal removal. The record is from RefSeq and is a predicted model, not a curated record. Gene Ontology annotation, cellular component: cytosol; nucleus. The transcript is spliced from 6 exons.